Rana temporaria (common frog) is the source of this 2025-nucleotide messenger RNA. RefSeq names its product heat shock transcription factor 4 (gene HSF4). The record is from RefSeq and is a predicted model, not a curated record. Gene Ontology annotation, biological process: regulation of DNA-templated transcription. NCBI's taxonomy places the organism in Eukaryota, Metazoa, Chordata, Amphibia, Anura, Ranidae. The transcript has 14 exons. Gene Ontology annotation, molecular function: sequence-specific DNA binding; DNA-binding transcription factor activity. The coding region runs from base 83 to 1585 and encodes 500 amino acids.
UCAGCCCAUGGGUUCUUCUCAGCUCUCCCCAUCACUGUACCUUCUCAUAGGCAUGGAGUUUGAGUAGCAUACAUCGGUCACCAUGCAGGAAUCUGCUAACUCCCUGGCGAUGGACGGGUACUGCAGCAACGUGCCAGCCUUCCUCACCAAGCUGUGGACACUGGUAGAAGAUCCAGAAACCAACCACCUUAUAUGCUGGAGCGUGAAUGGCACCAGUUUCCAUGUUUUUGACCAAGGCAGGUUUGCGAAGGAAGUUCUACCCAAGUACUUCAAGCACAAUAACAUGGCAAGUUUUGUGAGGCAGCUGAAUAUGUAUGGCUUCAGAAAGGUGGUGAACAUCGAGCAAGGUGGACUAGUAAAGCCUGAAAGAGAUGACACAGAAUUUCAGCAUCUGUACUUCUUGCAAGGAAAUGAACAUCUAUUAGAGCACAUCAAGAGAAAGGUGUCUGUUGUGAAGAGUGAAGAGACCAAACUUCGACAUGAGGAUGUGAGCCGACUCCUGUAUGAAGUCCAGACCCUGAGGAAUCAACAAGAGAACACAGAAUGCCAGAUGCAAGAUAUGAAACAGCAGAAUGAAGUUCUAUGGCGCGAAGUUGUCUCUCUCAGACAGAACCACUCCCAGCAGCAGAAAAUUAUCAACAAGUUAAUCCAGUUUCUGUUCGGACAGCUGCCUCCGGGCCCCUCCAGCAGUGGGAUAAAGAGAAAGAUACCUCUAAUGUUGGAUGAUGGAAAUUCUGCCUUACCGCUAUCAAAGUUUAGCAGACAUCUCCCAGUGGAAUCCCUGCAAGACCCUUAUUACAUCCAAUCGCAAACUCUCUCCAGAACGUCCUCUUUAAGCAGUCCUGCUGGGCCUAUCAUUUCAGAUGUGACUGAGGCUCAGACUGCCAACUCCGUAACUGCACAACCAAGUGCAGAUGUAGAAAGGAAUAAAUGUCUACUGCUCAUUAAAGAAGAACCCAUCAGUCCUGGAGUAAAGGGAUCAACAGAAACAGAUGUAUCUCUGGCAAGUUGCAGUGCAUGUUCAGAUCCCCCUGUGUUGCCAGUAGCAAUGGUUCAAUCCAUACUAGAAGGUAAAGAGAGCUGCAGCCCACCUCAGCCCUCAGGAUCUCAGCAACUGGAGGGACGAGGACGAAGGAAUCAAUUGGAGAGACAAGAUCUUCCAGAUACCUUGGAUAAUACUGAUGUCAGUUUGGAGGGGCUUCAGUUGUUGCUUCGAAGUCAGCCAUAUAACUUGGAUUCAGCUGCUGUGCUGGAUGUUUUCAGUGCUGGCCUGUGUGUGAGUGAAUGGAGUAUUCCAGCCAUGGAGACCAGUCUGUCACCGAUGCAACAGCUCUCAGUAGAUCUGGAGAAGAAUGUAGCAGAGAUGCCAUCUAAAGGGUUAAACCAACAAUUUAACUCUCCCUGCACAGGAAAAGAAACAGAGCUUGAGAACGCCGUCCCUUUCCUGACUGAAGAGAUGGUCAAUUUAUCAAGGUCUUCAUCCCUUUUUGGUCCUGAUGAUGCCGUGGUGUCUUACCUCUCUAGUGGGGUAAUUCCAGGAGACACUGCCCUUAAUCUGCACCCAACAGAGGAUAGAAAUGAGUGACCUAUCUAACUACAUGUUAUAAAUAAGAGUGCCUUUAUACAGGACCACUGUAAGUUUCCAGAUUGAAAAUGAACCCUCUGCACUGUAUAGCUAGACGAAGAGGUUCUCCAUACAGAUGUUUUCUUUUCUCAGUGUUUCUCACACGUGCUUUAUGCCAAUCAAAAAUACAUGUUUCUCCACUUUCUGCUGCUUAUUCCCUCCUGUUCGUACUUUUUUUUUGCCAGUUAGCACCAAUGUGAGUUUUCGCAAAUUGGGAGCUGGUGACAUGGUUACCAGACAGCCAUGUUAAACUCAAAAUUUGACAGUCUGACUCUGACUGCCUUUUAUAUCAUAUAAGGCAGGAAAAGCAAGAUGUACCUGGAAAGACUGGAGACAUUGAGGUUGAUUUACUAAAACUAGAGAGUGCAAAAUUAGUGCAGCUCUGCAUAGAAACCAAUCAG